AUCCGGAUAUAGAUUUCGUUAUGGAUGAAACAACGGUGACUUUAUGCCCCAUCCGACAUUUUUCUGGAAUCAUAAAAGCCAGUGAACAUUGUGUGCAUCCGCUUCGGGUGUUUGUCCUUAUGGAGGCCCUGCUUUUCUUUAAAAAUACAAUGUAAGAAUAUAAUGGUCGCAGAAAUAUUUAUGCUUUUGAUUACAGUUUGAGAUUUUAAACUGGGAGUCCAUGGUAAAGUCCGAGUAAAAUGAAACCAUGUCCCAAGUAAAAUUAGUUUCAUUUCGCAAUGUUUCAAACAUGUUAAAAUUAUGAAAAUCUAUAAAAAGGUAUUUACAUAUAAAAUCACAUUUAUUCAUUAAAAGGAACAUUUUCCCGUUAAUUAAUACAAGAGUAGUUUUGGCGAAAAUCAAGAUCUAACAAGACACCGACGUACAAAAUAUCAUGGCGACACAGCGGAUCUUCUUUUAAAUUAAAAUAUAUUCUGUCGCGUGAAGCAUUAACGACUUUAAUAACACUUAAUGUAACAAAGUGUCACAUACAUAUUGCCUAUACAUUACACUAAUUACAAUUAAAAGAACAUCAUAAUAAUCUUGUUUCUUUAAUUCUUUAAUCCGCUUAUAUAUAAAGCACGGCGCCCACAUCUCGAGACGGAAGGACAUUGCUGCAUUAUCAAAGGUAUAUAUAACCAGAAAAAAGUAUCUGAAAAUUAAUUCGUUUAAAUCAUCAGCACUGAGAACUCGAAUUUUAUCUCCUAAGUUUUGACAAAGAUUUCUGUUCUCAGGGUCAUAUGACACUCUAAAGACAUCUCUAAAUAGGAAUCAAAACACUCUUAAAUUUUGUGGGCGACAUCUCAAAAAUCGAAUUAGUUUAAGUGAUAACAUUGCGAUUUGGAGAGAAAGUUUAAAUCCCGCUAAAUCUGCGGAUUUAGAUUCAUAAAUUGUGUUACCGAUUGCGUUACAGUACCAUAGGGAUAACUUUCAUUGCUGGAAUGAUACCGGUAUAUCACAGCAAUAAGUACGAAUGUUUGUGAUUUUUUAAAAUUAUUUAACAAUUUAGACAUUUUGUGACAAUGAAUAGUGCAAUAUUUGGACUUCUACUGGUGCAAAGUUUUUGCACAUCAUCUGUAGCUGCUAUUGAGGGUAAAAAUGUUUUGCCGAUGUCUAUCUCGGACUACACUGGAAACUCUGCAGGAAAAGAGCUAGACGGUACUGGAAUUAAAAACUUUGACAUUAGUAGAAAGGAAGGAUCGUUGUUAUUAGAUCUCGUGCGAAAUGGCGCGCUACAACUGCAAGCAGAAGACAUUGACCAACGUGAGGUAAAGGACAUCAAAAGGGAUAAGGUGUACACACAUUUGAUUCAAAAUGGCGGGAUUCGAACCGACUUCACCAAACCAUCCAUUGGAUUCAUGCUACAGGUUUUCGAGAAUUUAUUAGAUGGUGAAGACUUAGAUACAGCAGUCGGACACACGGAUGGACGCACAAGAAAUGCUAUUCUUUAUUCUGAUACUGUCAGAAGCUUUACCGCAAAAAGAUACAAAGAAGAGCAUGUUAUCUUCAGCAUCCCGUCUUUGCCAAAGCAUGAACACAUCACUAUGGCUGAAGUUCGUAUCCAUAGCAACAAGAAUACAAACAGACGACAGCGUUUUGUGUUGCUGGUAAGGCGCGAGAAAACGACCCUGGAAAAAGUCUCACUGAAAGCAACAAAACGGAACAGUUUCAUAUAUAUUCCUGAGAAAAUAAUUACACGUAUGAACCGUUUCCAUGGAAAUAUUUCAAUUGUAUUACGCGAAAAGACGAAAAAGGGCAAAUCAACAGUUAAAGGAAACACACCAAUAUUAGUAAUAUAUUCAUCCGAUAAUGGAUUUAUGAAAUCCGUUUACAAAAGUUACACGUCAACUGAAAAUUCAAAUGGUAACCAUGACAAUAACGACACAACAAUGAGAAGCAGACGAUCAACCAGAAAUGAUCAACAAAAGAAAAAGGGCCGAAGGAGAAAGAAUAAAUGGUCUAACCGGGAAGCAGAACCGUGUAAAAUGCACGACUUUAAAGUAGACUUUGAUCUCAUAGGCUGGGGCCAAUGGAUAAUCCAUCCAAAAACAUUUAAUGCACGUGUAUGCUACGGGCAAUGUCCUUCGCCAAUAGGCCACGAGUUUACGCCAACAAAUCAUGCAAUGCUGCAGACAUUAAUGAAAAUGAAGCGCCCCAGUUCGGCGCCUGAACCAUGUUGUGUGCCAACUAAACUACGCCCACUAAGUAUGUUAUAUUUUGAAUAUGACGACAUAGUAGUACGUCAUCACGAGGACAUGAUAGUUUCAGAAUGUGGUUGUCGGUGAAACAUUUAUGUAUAUAAAGUAAUAGCCUACAUGUUUCCUUUCGUGACAAAAAUGGCACCAAAUUAUGACACGUGUACCGAAAUUAAUGUUACACCAUGUUUUAGACCUUUUCAUGACACCUGUGGACAUUUAAAUCACAUAUGACUAUUGGCAGAGCUUGUCUUAGAGACCAGGACACAGAUUUAUCACAAAAAAUGUUAACUCAAACAUAACACACUAUUAAAAUGUUUGUGUAAAUGAAAAACUACUUCUCAAUAAAUGUAUGUGAAGAAGGGCAUAUGUCUUGUAUGUCAUCUGUAACUGGAAUGUAUCAUAAUGUGAAUUCUACAGAUUAUAGUGCUAAGUACUUUGUUAUUUCUGUUGUGUACUGUAGUAGUGUCAAUGUAUUCAACAGUCAUUGUUACAUCUGUGUAUAUUUUGUUGUUUCAUAAAUACAAGAAA
Molecule: messenger RNA, 2765 nt
Organism: Mercenaria mercenaria
Lineage: Eukaryota; Metazoa; Mollusca; Bivalvia; Venerida; Veneridae
Product: derriere protein-like
Exons: 3
Coding region: 1062-2324 (420 amino acids)
Biological process (GO): BMP signaling pathway; SMAD protein signal transduction
Cellular component (GO): extracellular region
Molecular function (GO): type I activin receptor binding; growth factor activity; cytokine activity
Source: RefSeq, a predicted model, not a curated record